This is a messenger RNA of Mesocestoides corti, 3903 nucleotides long. Lineage: Eukaryota; Metazoa; Platyhelminthes; Cestoda; Cyclophyllidea; Mesocestoididae. The record is from the annotation of a GenBank genome assembly.
AUGCUAGCUUGUAGUACGUUAAAUAAUUCUUCGCGGAAGCAGCAAAUUGAGUCUUGGGAAUCUUCUGAUACAAAUAAGGAGGUUGUAAUGCCUCGUCCUGCUGAACGGGUUAAGUUUCCCAUCGAUGUUCAAUUCCACGCGGCCUGUAGCAACUCAGAAUUGGACGAGGUGAAAGAUCUUCUAUCAAAAGGUGUUGACAUUAACGUUGCCAAUGCUGAUGGACUAACUGUUCUUCAUCAGGCAUGCAUCGAUAAUAACUACGAAGUUGCCCAAUUUUUACUAUCAAAUGGCGCAAACGUAAAUGUCCAGGACAAUGAGGGGUGGACACCGCUGCAUGCAUGUGCAUCCUGCUCCUACACUGAAUUAGCAAACGACCUCAUCUUUCAAACGUCUUCUUCAUUGGACCUGUGGCUUUUGGAACUCCAGUUUUCGAAUCUAUCUGCCUACCCUUCACGUCUUCCGGUUUGUCGCUCUCUCUGGUGCUUCCAGCCUAUCGAUUUGGUACUAUUGGAAAAUAAUUUGACUUACCUACCUGCCAAUCGCCUCCACUGUGACCUUUCGACUGUACCAUAUUCGCCAAAUCCUCUCACACGUCACGUGAAAAUUGUUCUGUGGCGUAAUUCCAUUCAGUCUAAGUUUCCUUCCUGCCUGAACAUCCAGGAACCUCAUAUGACCCCGGCGGGUAGAUACCUCUACACCCAGUUGCCCGAUUUCUCGCCAGCCAAUCAGGAGCGAGAAACCCUCUUGUGCCCUCGUGUCACACCCACCAUCGAGUCGGACACCUUCACGACCGAAUUCACUCCCAACUUACUUGUUUUCGUCUUGUCGCCUCCCGCUCUCCCUGCUUCUGUGUGCGGCGUCGUUGUUGUGCCGUCCCUCUCCCCCCUACCAGCCUUCCUUCUCGCUUUCUCUCACUCUCUCUCUCUCUCUGUGUGUGCGCACGUGGCUGCACUGCGUCGACCAAUCAGCGAGGCGCGCGCCCCUGCGCCCCGCAUCGAUUCGAAUGUGCGUGCAUGCGUGCGUGCGUGUUCGCGUCCAGAAAUAGGCAGCAUCCAAAAGAGGCGCCUAAUUGAUGCACGACUGCUCCUGGACAAGGGCGCAGACGCCAGCAUCGUGAGCUUCGAACUGGAGCUGCCGCUGGACGUGGCACAGGGUGCCGACAUGGUCUCCCUCCUCAAAGACUGGAUGCAGAACCACUCGAUCGAUGAGAAGGCUGCGCGCAGCGCCGAGGAGCAACUGAUGCUGCGGGACGCUCGUGAAUGGCUUGCCUCCGGCGAUUACCCGAAUGUGGUAGACCCACGAACGGGCGCGACCGCGUUGCACAUUGCGGCGGCAAAGGGCUAUUCCGAGGUGCUGGAGUUGCUUCUGAAGUUGCCCGACGUGGAGGUGGAUGCCACCGACGUCGACGGCUGGACACCGCUGCACGCCGCGGCCCACUGGGCCAAGGAGAAACCCCUUCGCCUAUUGGCUGCCGCGGGAGCGUCUUUUGACGCCAUCACACUCACGAAUCAGUCGAUUUACGACGUCGCCGACCGCAGCAUAACCAUGCUCCUGAGGCAGCUGCGUGAAGCACACCGAAACGAUCAACAACGCGCAGCAGACGAGAAGUCCUCCACGGUCGCGACGCGCGGAAAGCCUGACGAGGAAGAACGUCCAGAAAUGACAAAAGAAGAAGCUGGAGGCGGAGGUGAAGGAGAAGAUGAAAACGCCACCCCCGCAGCUCCGAAGUUGGCGAAGAUGGAGGAGAAGGCGGAGGAGGCGGUGGAGGAAGCCACUAGAAAGGAGCUGCCCCGAGCAGCGAAGGAAAAGCCAGAGGGUGGUAGACCGCACACCCCUCCCAAACCCUCUUCCCCACCGCCUGCCAUAAAAGCAGAAGACGAGCGCGAAGAUGAGGAGGAGGAGGAAGAUGAGGUAGAGGAAACAGCGGUUAAGCCGGAGUCAGAGGAACCCACAGUCUCGACGGAUCUUCCGGAGAAGGCGAAGGAGGUGGAGAAGGAAGAGACGGUGAAGCCAAUGGAAGCCUCAAAGAAGCCCGAACGAGAAUCACCCCCUCCACGGCAAACCCCCACAAAACCAGCCGAAUUGUCCCCCGCCCGGUCACCGCCACCUCCCUCACCACCCCCUGCGUCAGUUACCUCACCGUCGCCCACCUCAUCGAUCGCUGCGGCUCCAGGCAAACCGGAGCAGGUGUCAGAUCACAGCUCUGCGCCACCAUCACCACCUCUAGCAGCCAAUCCUGAGAACACAGCCACCGCCGUGGACACAUCCACCACACCCGCGUCCGCCCCUAGCCGCAGAAUCUCGGCUGUGCUGGCGCCGGCGCGGUCAGAGGAGACGGAGGCGCAGCGCAGCAGCAAGGCGCGGCUGGUGCGAUCGACGCGUCGCUCCACACAGGGCAUCUCCACGGACGUCCUCGAGGAGGCCCGACGCCUCAGCGCGGGCGUCGGCGCGGCCACCAGCGCCUCCACGCCCAACGCACCCAGCCCGACCCCCGCGCCGGUUCAGGUGAGUCCCGCUGGAGAGGGCUUUGUGGUUCCACGCCGUGGUCACUUGCUGUCGGUGCGACUGUCGUUGACAAGCUCACAUCCCCCUCUCACUCCUCCAAUCCCUCAUGUCAUCGACUUCCCUUUCUGUGUUGAUUUGCGCUCGAUGGGUCACCGGCCGCUGUCAUUGGAUGCUUCCACUCACCCCCCGGCCGUUCUGACCCUUUUUUUGUUGCCUGGUACAAAAAGGGGCUCAUUAAAUCGUCCAAUCACUGCAGGCCUGGUGGUGGUGUCUAGACCAAUCCUGCCUUCUGGAACGUCAACCUGGCUUGCGAGCGUCCUCGUUUUAAUUGGUCUGACGUGGAGGGUGACGCCGCCAACACGCACCUUUACGUCAAAGUUUACUCUGGGCCGGCUUACUCAACAACCCAAUCACUGGCUCACCUUCGAAUCGACACCCGAAAAGGCUUCUCGCGGCGCCAUUCCUCCCCCACCGACUAGUCCCAAACUAUCGAUUACCGUUCAGACGUCUGUUCGCCCGCUGUCAAAGGCAGUCCGGGAGGCGGCUGGCGGAUCUGAUGUCGAUGAUGCGGAAGCAAAACCCGCUACCCACGUUUCCAAGGCGACCAUACUCCCCACUCAACCGAGCUCCUCGUCUUCCACGGAUACCACUAAUUCAACAGCUGACUCGACUGCCUCCAUCAUCGCGCACUCGCGUGCACGUCGGGCGGCGCGCGACCGCGUUCCGACGGGCCGCCUGAACAGCAGCGACGUGCUUGCCGCGGCGAAGCAGCUCGAGCAGAACGCCAACUCGGCCACCGACGGCAACUCGGCCACCGACAGCAGCUCGGCCAGCACAAUCCCCCGCCCCACAACCCGCCUCCUCCUUCGUUCGACGAUCCUGAACACGACGCCCGCAAGCCCGGCCGCCGCCGCCACGGUAAACAACGGCGGCUGCGAGCACCAGCGGCCGUCUCCCGUGUCCCUCCAGUUCUCGCCGUCGCCCUCGGCCGGCACCGCGUCGUCUCGCAGUGCCCAACCCGCCGCCUCCGUGUCCUCCAAACCCGACCACCGAUACAAUUGGCGUGAUAAUCUCGAUUACCGCCGGUUGUACGAGGAGGAGCGCAGUGAGAAGGAGCGACUGAAGCGCACUCUGGACCAGGUGACGCGUGAUGUCAACGCCCUGCGCAGUGAGCUAGCCCGUCUACACACGUCGCCCAAUCACAGCGCGUCCUUGAACGCGCGAAUCAGCGCGGGUGGCGGCGACCACUCGCUGCAGUCGCAACGCCGUCCUGUGGAUUUCUUUGAGGACCAGGCCAAGGAGAUCGACCGGCUGCGCCAGGAGAACGCGAGGAUGGCGGACGAGAACAAGUCGUUGAUUCGGGUGAUUAGCAAACUCUCCGCAAGGACAACCUCCUGA